AAGAGAGCCCUAUAAACACCAUUUCCAUCACAUCCAAGAACACUAAGUGAACAAGUAGUGAUGUCUCUUACCUUUCUCCUCUUCCUCCUCAACUUGGCCAUGGCUGCAACCAAAGAGCUCCGGCCAGGUUACUACUCCGAAACUUGCCCACAGGCAGAACUUCUUGUCAGGAAUGUGAUCAAGAAGAAUAUGGCAAGAGAUCCCAGAAGCGCAGCCUCAGUCAUGCGCCUGCAGUUCCAUGAUUGCUUUGUUAAUGGAUGUGAUGCUUCGCUGCUGCUGGAUGACACACCAAACAUGCUUGGAGAAAAACUUUCUUUAUCCAAUAUAAAUUCACUGAGGUCAUAUGAAGUUAUUGAUGCAGCCAAGAAAGCAGUCGAGAAAGUCUGUCCAGGUGUUGUUUCUUGUGCUGACAUCUUAAUCAUGGCUGCAAGAGAUGCUACUGUUCUGAGUGGAGGGCCUGACUGGGAAGUGAAGUUAGGAAGGCUAGACAGCUUAACAGCAAGCCAGGAAGAUUCAGAUAGUAUCAUGCCAAGCCCAAGGGCAAACUCGAGUUACCUCAUUGAUCUCUUUGGCAGAUUCAAUCUCUCUGUGAAGGAUCUAGUGGCACUUUCGGGUUCUCAUUCCAUUGGUAAAGGAAGGUGUUUUUCUAUUGUUUUUCGGCUAUACAACCAAUCAGGUUCGGGCAAGCCUGACCCAGCCAUGGAUCCAAUGUUUAGAGCAAAGUUACAGAAGCAAUGCCCACGUGUUGGGGAUGGAAAUGUAACGGGAGACUUGGAUGCAACAACUGUAGCAUUUGACAACCAAUACUUUAAGGACUUGGUCCAUCAAAGAGGAUUUCUAAACUCAGACCAAACACUCUUCACCUUCCCUCAAACCAGGGGUUACGUGAGGCAAUUUAGUAAAAACCAAAAUAAAUUCUUUAAGGCAUUUGUUAAAGGGAUGAUAAAAAUGGGUGAUCUGCAAUCGGGUCACCGUGGAGAGAUCAGAAGAAACUGCAGAGUAGUAAAUAGCCAGCAGCCUGUAAAAUUGUUGGAAUCUUGAAAAAAAGAUCCUUCUGUCGGUUGUGCUAUUGAUUGACAGAAUUAGAGACCUAUUGUGCAAUGUUGCCAAUAAAAUUCAUACUUCAGUUCAA
Molecule: messenger RNA, 1132 nt
Organism: Ipomoea nil (Japanese morning glory)
Lineage: Eukaryota; Viridiplantae; Streptophyta; Magnoliopsida; Solanales; Convolvulaceae
Product: peroxidase 17-like
Exons: 3
Coding region: 61-1041 (326 amino acids)
Biological process (GO): hydrogen peroxide catabolic process; response to oxidative stress
Molecular function (GO): heme binding; peroxidase activity
Source: RefSeq, a predicted model, not a curated record